This is a messenger RNA of Parnassius apollo (apollo), 1248 nucleotides long. The record is from the annotation of a GenBank genome assembly. Lineage: Eukaryota; Metazoa; Arthropoda; Insecta; Lepidoptera; Papilionidae.
AUGGUACAAAGAGGAACGCGCAUAGGGCCGCUGCCUGGGGGUCGCCGGGGCGCGUCUGGAGCUGGCGCUGGACGCGGCAGCAUGCGGGCCGCCAGCCGAGCGCGAGGAGCUGUACGAUCACCUAGCAGCCCUCCGCAUCCAUCAUCCCCACCAGAAGGCUUGGUGUCGGCUGGGUCUUCUCGGACUCAGCAAGCGGCACCCGCCGCUGGUGGAGCACGUCGCAUGCGUUGGUCACAAACAAUGAACGCAAACGCACUGCGGGCGUACUUUAGGGCAAAAGGGGAAGAAACCGGAUGUUUGGCAUAUCGGGCUCGGAUGCAUCGCUUUUUUGCAGAGCUGGAGCCAUCUCUAUCCGUCACUGAGCAAAACCUGGCAGACCGAGUUCGGUACAUCCUGCGCUCCAACAUAUUUGGUGACGCCGAACUCGAACGACUACGACGUGAGGCUGUUCCCUCAUCGGAUGGAAAUGCUACGGCUGGGAAUGCGGCGCCACUAAUUGCGCAGCAAACUGCAAAUGUGGACGCUGCCGUCAAUAUUCCAUUUGUGGUUGAUUCAGACGAUGAUGGAAUAGUCCCCCACGAACUAGAGAAAAUGAGGAGCAUAUUGGAAGAGUCGAUGCUGGAAACGCGCAGCAUGCCUCUCGAAAAUCGACCGCGACUUCCCCGCAUACCCCUUAGCAAGCGAAAUCGGGCUGUCGUGCGGGCUCUUAACCCAAUGCUGGUGACAUAUUUGGAAGCCAGCCGGGACCUUUGCGAGACGGACUCAAUUCUUUUUGGCGCCGCACUGGCAGUAUGCCGUAUUAUUGGCGCCAAACUUCCCAUGGCUGGACGUGCUACUCAACAAGGUAGUGCCAUCCCAGCCUGGAGAAAAAGAAUCGAGGACCGUAUCGCAAAGGCAAGGGCCCUUAUCGGCAGACUGAUAAGCUUCAGGUCGGGUAAUAUUAGACCGAGAGUUGUGCGCACCGUUAGAAUGGCGUUUGCUGGGACAAAUAUUAGUUUGUCCCAGCCGGAUAUCACGCAGAAACUAACGGAGCGCAUAGAUGACCUGAAGCAAAAAAUCGCUGCUUGGGGAAGCGGAUUCGACGAUUUAGCGAGAGGUCAAGGCGGUUCAACCAAAAUCGUCUCUUCCAGAGUGAUCAGAAGAGGCUCUAUAAAUCAUUGGAGCGACCAGAGGUAUGUGGAGCGGGCCCAGGACCGGAUCAGGCUGACACUGUCGCAUUUUGGCGUGGCCUGUGGUCAGAGCCCGUAA